Molecule: messenger RNA, 1941 nt
Organism: Linum trigynum
Lineage: Eukaryota; Viridiplantae; Streptophyta; Magnoliopsida; Malpighiales; Linaceae
Source: the annotation of a GenBank genome assembly
AUGGCCGCGCACGUAGCUGGGCCUGCGCGCGCGAUCAAAACGACGUCGUUGCUGUUGUUAUCAUUAUUAUUAUCAUCCUUUUUAGCGACGGUUUCCUCCGGCUCGCUGCAAUCCGACGCGCUCCUCCGAUUCAAAGCCGGCCUCGGGAACAACGCCGCCCUGCUGACGUGGGACCCGGCCGUCGACCCCUGCAACGGCGACCGGUCAAACUGGGCCGGCGUCCUCUGCACCGACGGCCUCGUGUGGGGCCUGCAGCUCGAGCACAUGCAGCUCGCCGGCGUCAUCGACGUCGACGCCCUCGCCGCAAUCAACAACAUCCGGACGCUGAGCCUGAUGGACAACCGGCUCGCCGGGCCCCUGCCGGAGGUGAAGAAGCUGGGGAAGCUCAAGACGCUGUUUCUGUCGAACAAUUAUUUCUCCGGCGAGAUUCCGGCGGGGGCGUUCGACGGGAUGGGGUCGCUGAAGACGAUGAAUCUGGCGAACAAUGAUUUCACCGGGAGGAUUCCGAUCUCGAUCACGGUGCUGCCGAAGCUGAAUAUGGUGAGGCUGGACGGGAAUCAGUUCUCCGGCAGGAUUCCGGAGUUCCGGCAGAAUUUGCUGCGGGCGGUGAAUUUGGCGAAUAAUGAAUUGGAAGGUCCGAUUCCGAAGAGCCUCAGCCACAUGAAUCCCAACUCCUUCUCAGGCAACAAAGGUCUGUGCGGUGCCCCAUUACACCCAUGCUCCGCCCCUCCGCCGCCACCUCAGCCGCCGCCGCCGUUCUUCUUCCUCCCUGCUGCCGAGGCCAGGCUCACGAACCUGACGCUGGAGAUCAUCAUCAUCCUCCUCGUCCUCGUCAUCAUCCUCAUCGCGACCAUCCUGUGCCUCCUCCUCCGCCACCGGCGCAAGCACGCCGCCAGCCGCCAGCUGGCGCGGGACUCCUUCACCAGCGGGAAAGUCAUCCUGACGUCGGCCCCCGCCGUGCGGGCCGUGCAGCGCGAGGAGGCCACCCACGUCACCAACGCCUCCGUGGCGGCGGGGGCCCACGCGCAGGCGCGGAGGGUCGACCAGGCGAACCGGCUGCUGUUCCUGAGGGACGACGUGGAGAGGUUCGAUUUGCAGGAUUUGUUGAGGGCGUCGGCGGAGGUGCUGGGGAGCGGGACGUUCGGCGCGUCGUACAAGGCCGGAGUGGUCGGGCAGGCGAUGGUGGUGAAGAGGUACCGGCACAUGAACAACGUCGGGAGGGAGGAGUUCCACGAGCACAUGAGGAUGCUCGGGAAGCUGAAGCACCCUAACUUGCUGCCGUUGGAGGCUUACUAUUACAGGAAGGAGGAGAAGCUUUUGGUCUCCAAGUUUGUUGACAAGGGAAGCCUGGCUAGCCACCUUCACGGGAACCACUCGUCGGAGCAAGGGCUAGAUUGGCCAACACGAGUAAAGAUCAUCAGAGGGACAGCAAAGGGCUUGGCAUACCUCCACGACGAAAUCCCGCUCACCGUCCCACACGCCCACCUGAAAUCCUCCAACGUCCUCCUCGACGAAUCCUUCGAGCCCAUGCUCACCGACUACGCCCUCCGGCCGGUGAUCAACUCCGACCACGCCCACAAGCUCAUGAUCGCCUACAAGUCCCCGGAGUACGCCCAGCACGGCAAGACGUCGAACAAGACCGACGUGUGGAGCCUCGGGAUCCUGAUGCUGGAGAUCCUAACGGGGAAGUUCCCGGAGAACUACCUAACGUCGGGGUACGACAGUGGCUCGGACCUCGGGACGUGGGUGAACAACAUGGUGAAGGAGAAGAGGAUGGGUGAGGUCUUCGAGAAGGACAUGGCCGGGACGACGAAAGACAGCAAGAGCCAGAUGAUCCACUUGCUGAAGCUCGCGUUGAGCUGCUGUGAGGAGGAUUUGGAGAUUAGGGUCGACGUCAGGGAGGCGGUCGAGAAGAUUGAGCAGUUUAUGGAUGAUGUAUGA